Messenger RNA from Physeter macrocephalus (sperm whale), 1366 nucleotides. It is a transcript of the gene TNFRSF19, whose product is annotated as TNF receptor superfamily member 19. The record is from RefSeq and is a predicted model, not a curated record. The transcript has 9 exons. Bases 1 to 1278 code for a protein of 425 amino acids. Gene Ontology annotation, molecular function: signaling receptor activity; protein binding. Gene Ontology annotation, cellular component: plasma membrane. NCBI's taxonomy places the organism in Eukaryota, Metazoa, Chordata, Mammalia, Artiodactyla, Physeteridae. Gene Ontology annotation, biological process: positive regulation of JNK cascade; positive regulation of canonical NF-kappaB signal transduction.
AUGGCUUUCAAAGUGCUACUAGAACAACAGAAAGCAUUUUUCACGGUUGUGGGUUUACUAGCCUGUUUGGCAUGUAGAGUGAUCUGUGAAACAGGAGACUGUGGACAACAGGAGUUCAGGAAUCGGUCAGGAAAUUGUGUUCUCUGCAAGCAGUGUGGGCCAGGCAUGGAGUUGUCCAAGGAAUGUGGCUUUGGCUACGGGGAGGAUGCCCAGUGUGUGAGGUGCUGGCCGCACAGGUUCAAGGAGGACUGGGGCUUUCAGAAGUGCAAGCCGUGCCUGGACUGCGCCCUGCUGAGCCGCUUCCAGAAGGCCAACUGCUCUGCCACCCGCGACGCCAUCUGCGGGGACUGCCUGCCCGGAUUUUACAGGAAGACCAAACUUGUUGGGUUUCAAGACAUGGAGUGUGUGCCUUGCGGAGACCCCCCGCCCCCCUACAAGCCACACUGUACCAGCAAGGUCAACCUGGUGAGGAUCCCGUCCACGGCCUCCAGCCCACGGGACACGGCCCUGGCUGCCGUGAUCUGCAGCGCCCUGGCCACCGUCCUGCUGGCCCUGCUCAUCCUCUGCGUCAUAUAUUGUAAGCGGCAGUUUAUGGAGAAGAAACCCAGCUGGUCCCUGAGGGCACAGGACCUGCAGUACGACGGUUCUGAGCUGUCCUGUUUCGACAGACCUCGGCUCAGCGCCCCCGCGCCCCACGCCUGUUGUCAGUGCCGCCGGGACUCGGCCCAGACCUGCGGGCCCGUGCGUCUUAUCCCAUCCGCAUGCCGUGACGGGGCCUGCAGCGUCGGCCGGGAGACUCCUGGUUGCAGGGUGCACUCCAAGGCCGUGCUUCAGGACAGAAACACAGGUCCAGCGGGGGAAGCACUGCCGACUUUCUUCGGGUCCCUUUCGAGGUCCAUCUGUGGCGAGUUUUCGGAUGCCUGGCCUCUGAUGCAGAAUCCCAGCUGUGGUGACGACAUCUCUUCUUGCGAUUCUUAUCCUGAGCUCCCUGGAGAAGAUGUUCACUCUCUCAAUCCAGAGAGUGCAAGCUCAGCAUCCUUGGACUCAAACAGUAGUCGGGGUCUGGUUGGUGGAGCAGUUCCAAUUCAAGCUCAUCCUGAAAACUUUACAGAAACUACUGAUUUAUCGAGACUCAACAACUCAGUGCCAGAACCAGCGCUAACUCAGGACGCGCUCACGGCUAGAAAUCAGCUGGCUCAGGAGAGAGGAGAUGUCCGUCACCUGGCCGCUCAGCCGUCACCCCAGGAGGCCGAAAGGACUUGCUUCUUUCUGCAAUGAAGUGUCGUAUGGAGCCCAAAGGGCAGCCACUCCUCUGCUUACGGACUCGGCACCGUCUGGACCUCGCAUGGCUUCUGGGGGAAGAAAG